Molecule: messenger RNA, 1011 nt
Organism: Glarea lozoyensis ATCC 20868
Lineage: Eukaryota; Fungi; Ascomycota; Leotiomycetes; Helotiales; Helotiaceae
Exons: 2
Coding region: 1-1011 (336 amino acids)
Source: RefSeq, a predicted model, not a curated record
AUGGCCCAAAACUUCAAUCAACAAGCGGUCAAUGACUUGAUGGUUGCAAUUUCAAAUGUAGUAGUAGCAUUCAUCAACCAAACUCAGGCCGCUUCUGUUCCAGCACCAGCACCUCCACCAGCAUCGCAAGCCCCGUCGAUACAGCAAGAAGCGCAAUUAGCCGAAACGGUCAAUCCAAACCAGCACAUGGGUAAAAUUCCUCCCUCGCAAAGAAGACGGCUCCAAGAGCCAGCUGUAAUAAACAGCUACAGGAACCUACAGGGUCCCAAUUUUAUCCCUCCAUUUAGGGACGAGGUUAUACAGUCUCGAGAAGAGCUGCGUCCCGGAGACCGAGAGGCAUUGGAAGAUCUGGCGGUGAAAAUAUAUGGAAAGAACCACCCAGUAGGAGAGAUCCCAGAUGAACAAUGGGUGACAAGAUGGGAAGAGAUGUUAUUUGUUGGUAACUGGAAAUCAUCAAUUGAGCCAGUUAGACCCACCUUACAAAAGAAGCCAAGGGUAGAAUCAUGGAUCCAAGUUGGAGUUCUUGCACAAAAUGCGUCGAGGGGAGAAUCUCAAGCGUCGGCUGCUAGAAGAAAAGGAGCCCCGGUGUAUCUAAGAAUCACAUCCUUUAGUCCGCUUGGCAUCGCAGGGGAUGCUACUGACGCAAAGGCUCAGUUAGUUCCUGAGGAACUUGUCGAAUUCUCAGAUACCAAAGAGAAACUUCUCGCAAGAGCCGCUUUUCAUUACUCGGAACUCGAGACAUCUCGGUUCUCCGAGUACAACAAGUUAAUGAUUAGAUAUCAAGCGCGAAUGCGUUUGUAUUUUUGGCUUCACAGCCCAAAUGGUGAACGGCACGGUCGUGUCCCUGAGGAAGAAAAUUUUGAGCUAAGAAAGCCAAGAUAUACGUUCGAGGAGCUCCAACGCCGCGCGGCUAAUGCUGCAUCACGACACUAUCAGGGGACUGCUGGGGUGGUAUUAGUUGACGAGGUUGCUGAUGGAGAACCAACAACAUCCAACCAAAAUGACUUCUAG